AUGGAUGAACAGGAUGGUUUUGCGGAGUUUUACAUUGCAUGUAAUCCUCCACUGUUGUCACGGGGUGUUGAGUACAUUGUUCAAUCAGUCAAGUCAGCCUGUCCGAAUGGCGAGCUUGCUGAGAUUUUAUACGAGCCGGAUAUCCCAUGGUUCAAGUGUAUCACGAUGGGAAAGCACAAAGAGUCUGUUACUCGUAUUAUAAAAGACCUUUUGAUUGACUUGGUGACUCUGGAGGUUGAGCCUCUUGGUUUUGACGCCGAAAAAGAUGUCAUCGACACCAACGUCCUUCAAGCCGAUGUUGCAAUGAAAGCGGCCGAACCGCGUUUGAUUUCAUGGAUGGUAUACCAAUCGCUCGGAAGCGAUAUACACGACACGUUCGUCAAAUACCAAUAUCCUGAAGCUAUGGCUUCUCUUCCAUAUAAAGCAAUCUGGAGAGGACUUGAGAAUUCGAGUGGCACUUUCGAGGAUUUCCUAUCCGAAUUCCGCCGUCUCAUCAAAUCCGAAAAUGCGCCAGCCACCGCCGCCGACUUUGCUCUUCGCAACGAAUGUCAUAUCUCUUACAAUAUGCGAGAGAAUUUGGUAUACAUUGGAUCUUCUACUUCUGCAGCAGCCCUCGAGAAAGUUGUUAAAAAGCUCGAAACGGUGCUAAAUCUCCUGGCAAGUAAGAUCAAAACAACAACGCACUCCAUUCUACCCGAAGGACCAGAAGAGCUGCGACUUGCAUAUAGAUGGCUGCACCGGAUUGGAUUGCAUCAGGCAACAUUUGCUGUCCCUUGUGGCAACUUAACCGUGGCAGAUGAGUACAAGCUGCUUUUGAAUGCGGCCGCCAUCAGAACGGAGAAAAAAGACAAGUAUGGGCGUUGGAUCUCUGACGACACUGUUUACCCCCUAAUAAAUGCAUCGAGACCCGACGUGGGACAGAAGUUUAAAGCCUUCAAGACUUAUUUCCCCCAUCCUAAACCAAGAUUUGCGGAUAUCCGCGCAAUACCAUAUGGACUACAACCUGAAACGGAAGAAGUCUCUUCGUCAGCUGAAGCACAGGGACCCAUACGGGCACCAAACAAUUUGGAGCCAGCUUUACUCGAACAAGGAGCAGAAAGUUGUCACGAAGGCUCAGGCCCAGAGCUUUACGACAGAGAAGAACCUCCUUUUUACCAUCAACGUUCUAUAUUAGAUCAAAAGGCAUACAUAUCCCCGGGCGAGGAAGAAGGUCUAGCAGAAUUUGUGCAGAGAUUACGAUUUGCUGAGACAUUAACUCUGAACCCUCCUCAACAGUCAAAUGGCGGAAGCCUCCUUAUAGACUGGGUAGAAGGCAUAGAAAGCGCGACUCAAUCUGAGUCUGCGAUGAAUGACUUUAACCAAGAGGAGGCUCUCAUCUCUUUUGAGUUAAGCAACGAGUCUCAAUGUGGUAGCGAAACUUUCGAUAUUAUGGAACCAAACCCAAUGGCCGAGCUUCGAAGUCUUCAGAGUGGAAUCAAGCAACUUGAACAAUUUGAACAAUCUGAUGAUCUGAUAUUUCUGGACAACGAACCUGAGGUCCCAAGAGCAAAUAUCAUGCAGGAUUCGGGUAACUACCUAGCCGAUAUGUGUCUUCUGAGUAGCGGAAUCCCGCAGGCAGAGGACAUAUUUUCCCCGGUGUUGAACGAAAGCACCGUUACGUUGGACGAAAAUAACCCUCUUGAAGCUCGGGAGAUUAAUUCAUAUUCUGAUAGCUUGGUCCGCUUUGGAUUAAUGGAAGAGAAACCGAGAGAAAUCUACCGAACAAUGAACCAAAGAGCAAGCCGUCCGAAGAACAAAUCAACAAAGGGGUCUCAAUCUCCGACUAAAAAUCGUGCUGCUGCAAAAGGAGAGCGCCAGAGCACUAAAACGCCGGGAAAAGGAGGAUCAAGUCUAUCCGAAGAUAAAUUCCCACCACUUGGAGGAGGCCCGUCGUCGUCAAAGAAGCCAGCAAAAAUACCACUGUCGUAUUCCGAUGCCGCUAAGCUGCCAAAAUCUCAAACUUUGCAAGAACGGCGAAAAGUUGCUAAUUUGAAAAUUACCAAUGAGCAACCCCGACCCCUUUCAACUGAGGCAUUCCCACCGACAAGUGAUGUGGGUACAAAACAGUCCAAAGAGCCGAGAGACAGUGUUCCCGAUAAGACAUGCGACUACACUGUGCCACAAAAGAGUGACAUUUUGCGACAUUCAGAAGACCGGCUAAAAAGAAUGUCACAAAUCCUUGAGCUGGCUCCGGGCUACGUUUCUCUGGAAGUCGUGUUCGGACGCAUCUAUAUCAAAAAGCUAGCUCCCAGUAUUGUGAAAGACAGCGCUUCUGAUUAUUCAUAUCAAUCAGUCACUGAAGCAGUAAAUUUUCUGAACCGCGCUCAAUUUCCACAGGAUUGUGUCGGCUUCUCGCCGAUUCUAUCGACUAUGGGAGGUGAUGCCGAUGUACUCGUCGAUAUUACGCCACCGGGCGAAUUACCAUGGCACCUAUCUGAGAAAGAAAUUUGGUACGAUUUCCAGUGCAAAUUUCCUGAUUCUCGAGGUGAAUCUUUUGUCUUGGAAUUGAACGCCAAGACGUUCCAAUAUCGAUGCAGAGGCCCACGUCAGGAGCUUUUCGCCAUGUAUAUGCAUUGCCCUGAGAGAGCAUGGGAUAUGAAGGCUUACGGAGCUCGAUCUACAGCUCUGGGAAGCGAAGCCAGAUUCGUAUGUUUCGCUGCGUCUCUGUUUGAACAUAUGGACAUAUAUGUCGCUGACAGCAACGGCGAUGUAACAAUCGAGUUUUCCGAGAAUACAGCUUUCCAAACCGCAGUGCAGAGCAUCACUAUGCGACAGGUUGCCAAAUACCGCCACCAAAAGAAAGCCGAUAGUUCUAUCCUCUGCAUUACAAUGAAGCAUUUACUAGAAGAAGGCAUUUCUCCCGUCAUGUGUGACCGCGGACAGGUAAAAAUAGGAGAAAGGAGACAUUUUGACACUCCUGACGGUGCGUCGAACAGUGCUUUGCCUCAUCAAUACUUGGAAGCUAGUAUAACAUCUUCUCGUCUUUCUUCUUUCUUUGAGGAGAAUGUCCAGCUCGAGAGUGGUAACAAGGCUGCUUGGGAUAUAAAGCAACUCGAAAGUGAAGGCGUUUUUGAAGAUAUACUGAGACCGGCGUUUGGCAUGAUCACGCACAUGGAUCAUAUAGGGGCAUCAAACAAUACCAUGAGAUAUGUCAGUAACCAUGACGCAUUUCACGAGGCAUUAGUUGUUUCGGCUGGCAAAAAGAAGAAAUUGGAGUUUUGGUGA
This is a messenger RNA of Trichoderma asperellum CBS 433.97, 3264 nucleotides long. NCBI's taxonomy places the organism in Eukaryota, Fungi, Ascomycota, Sordariomycetes, Hypocreales, Hypocreaceae. The record is from RefSeq and is a predicted model, not a curated record.